AGCAACGUUCUUUUCACGCUACUCUUAGAGCUCCUUCGUUGUAUUUAACUGACUGUUUGACAGUGUUGUGCAGUUAACUGGUCGUCGUGCAAAAUGUAGACUAACAUUGUAAUUUUGAUCACGGAGAGAACUUAAAUAUCGAGCCAACUUACUGCGUCAGGGCUAGGAAAGAGGCUUCAGUAUCUGGGAGGGGUUGCUAACUAGUAAAACUCCGUACAGCAGCCUUUUGCUCUUACGUUUUUUCGGUUAAGUUAAAUUUCUUUAUUCCUUGCUUAUAUUAGGCAAUGCAGCUGUCGGGAGGAGGUAGGUUACUGAUCUGUAUGUCGACAGUUUGGAGUUAUUCGUCAUUCGGCAUGAAACCUCUUGCUUCCUUUCUGUGUAGGAUUAGCUUGUUUAAGGGGAAGCGUUGUAACGUUAUUUGUAUGGAGGCUAAAUGUAUUAAGAGCACGUUUUCUGUUCUGCAAGUGGUUGAUUUACUUUGUAUGCCUGUGGUUAUCCUUGCUGGUACAGGCGAAAAGGGUGAUAUGUAUUCGCAGUUGUAGAGAAUGAAAUGUCAGUAGUCGUAGUCAUUUCCCAAAAGACGUGAGGAGCAGUUUUGCAUAUAGGUUAAAAUGAAACGAGCUCUGCUGGAAUGUGCGACUCACGAAAUGUGUGUUUUUUAACCGUUUCGCCGCGGUCGUUAAUGGUGAGCCAUGUUCCUCCAACCUACUGAAACGUUCUCGGCUUUAACACCGUAACGUUAACCUCUUUACCAACUUUACCAAUGUAGUUCUUUAGGUUUCUAAUCGCUGCAACACGUUAUUUCUAAAAAUAGAUUGAACUAGAUCUAGUUCGACGUUGCCGACUCUGCUAGUCUCACUUGUAUGGGGUCUAGUGUAAGCUAGUUAUUAUGUAACGCGAUCAGAUCCGUGAGCCCCACAGCUGCCUGCCUCUGACGACAAACUGCAUAUAGCACGCAGGCUUACGUCGAUAGGGCUUGCCUUCUGUUUUUUCCUCUCUUCAUCGCAAACUGUUGCCAUCGAUUAAGCGCAGGUUCUUCUCUGGUUUUACACCGUGCCAGAUGUCGAAUAUUCACCAGUCCACCCGGUGCUUAUUUUACAUCUUCAUUUUUUGUUGGAACUGGAUCUCUCAUCUGUGGAAGGAGACAUUUCCUCUGCAACCAGCACUUUGUUCCUUUGCCUGGCUCCAGCUGAACCUCGUCCUGCGGGAAGCUUGAUACCGCACAACGUUUUGACCCGUCGACGGAAAUACUAAUAUUUUGCACCUGGGCAGUUCAGCAGCUAUGCAGCUUGAAAUCCAAGUAGCACUCAACUUUAUAAUUUCUUACUUGUACAAUAAGCUGCCGCGGCGACGCGUCAACAUUUUCGGUGAGGAGUUGGAGCGGCAGCUGAAACAGAAAUAUGAGGGACACUGGUACCCAGACAAGCCAUACAAAGGAUCUGGGUUUCGCUGCAUACAUGUCGGAGAGAAAGUGGACCCAGUCGUAGAGCAAGCAGCCAAAGAGAGCGGGUUGGACAUUGAAGACGUCCGCAACAACCUGCCUCAGGACCUUAGCGUCUGGAUCGAUCCUUUCGAGGUGUCUUAUCAGAUCGGGGAAAAGGGACCUGUCAAGGUGCUGUAUGUGGACGAUAGCAACGAGAACGGGCUAGAGUUGGACAAGGAGAUCAAGAACAGCUUUAACCCUGAGGCCCAAGUCUUCAUGCCAAUCACCGAGCCUAUGGGACCCUCGCCCACGUCCAGCUCCCCGUCCCCUCCGUUCGGCCAGUCGGCCGCCGUCAGCCCCACCUUUAUGCCCCGCUCCACCCAGCCUUUAACCUUCACCACUGCCACCUUUGCCGCCACCAAGUUCGGCUCCACCAAGAUGAAGAGCAGUGGGCGGAACAACAACAAAGUGGCGCGGAGCUCUCCCACCAAUCUGGGCCUGAAUGUGAACAACCUUUUGAAGCAGAAAGCCAUCUCCACGUCGAUGCAUUCUCUCUAUGGCCUCGGCUUGGGUGGGCAGCAGCAGAAGACCUCGGCCCUGUCACCCAAUGCCAAGGAGUUUGUGUUCCCCAGCCUGCAAGGCCAGGGCAGCCCAAGUGCAAUGUUCCCUGGGGAUAGUUCCCUCAGCCUCAGCUCUCUCCAGUACAAUAAUGCCUUUGACGUGUUCGCCGCCUAUGGGGGCCUGAACGAGAAGUCCCUGAUGGACGGCCUGAAUUUCAGCUUGAGCAACAUGCAGUAUUCUAACCAGCAAUUCCAGCCAGUAAUGGCCAACUAGGAAACAAAGAUGUGACUAAAAUGACCAGAGAUAUGUGACAGGGGUGGGGGGGUUGCUUAUUUUCAAAAAUUCUGAAAAAGAGGAAAAAAAUAGAAAAGAGAAAAAUGGAAAAGCUUACACGUCAACUGUACAGUCCCAGUGUACAAGUCAAAGAGCAUGAGCCCGAGGGUGAACUACUUUGCCCCCUUGAGUUUUUUUUUCUUUCUUUCUUUCUUUUUUUUCUUUUAUUAUUAUUUUUUUAUAUAAUGAAGCUUGUAGUACUACAUGUCCAAGCUUGGUUACCUAAACUCAACAUUAUAUUGCUUUUCUUUUGCCAACCAAGCACAAAAUUAUUUUUAUUGACUGUUUUAAGAUAUCUCUAUGAGGAAUUAAAACACAAGUCAUGGCCUCUUACAGUAUUUAAGAUAUAGCUGGACAGCCAAUUUUCAAAGAAUUGGCAAAAAUACUAAGUGGGAUUUCCUGGUCUUUUUUCUAAUUGUAUAAUUUAAUUUAGUACAGAGUUUGUAAAAUAUCAGAGUAUAUAUUGUUUCUACGACAUGGUAUUGCAUUUAUAUCUUUUUACUACUCCAGUGAUCCGUGAUGGCUGCAGCAGCUUUUGUGUUAUUUCUUUUUUUAUUGAAAUUGUAAAAUGAAUCCAUCUUUAAAAACAUCAACUAUUCUAAAGAUUGUGUACAGAAUAUUCCGUAGUGGUGGGAUUUAAGGAUAUUUGCUUUUUUGAAAAAACAUAAGAGUUGUAUUUUCUGUUAAGAGUUAAAAGAUUUUUGCUAUAUUAUGGACAAAAUGUAAUCGUAUAUUAAUUUUGUACCUACAUUGUGCAAUACUUGAUAAAAACAAACGGUAUAACAAAGUAUUUGGAGUCAGUGUCUUACAUGUUAAGAGGGACUGAUAGUUUAUUAAGUUUGUAUUAAAAUGCUUGAAAAUAUA
Colossoma macropomum (tambaqui) is the source of this 3181-nucleotide messenger RNA. It is a transcript of the gene tob1a, whose product is annotated as transducer of ERBB2, 1a. The record is from RefSeq and is a predicted model, not a curated record. Lineage: Eukaryota; Metazoa; Chordata; Actinopteri; Characiformes; Serrasalmidae. The transcript has 2 exons. Gene Ontology annotation, molecular function: transcription corepressor activity. Gene Ontology annotation, biological process: regulation of gene expression. Gene Ontology annotation, cellular component: nucleus; cytoplasm. Bases 1283 to 2257 code for a protein of 324 amino acids.